AUCCAAUUCCUUCUUAUCACCUCUUCAAGAAAAAUAUUGGUAAAAACAAACAUGGCACUAUCAAAACCUUGUUUUUUGACUCUUCUAAUUUGUUUAAUAAUGUUGGCCCUAGUUUUUCCUUCACAUGCCCAAAACUCCCAAACAGACUACCUCAACAUUCAUAAUUCAGCUCGAUCUGAAGUUGGUGUUAGUGCAAUAACAUGGAACACUACUCUUGAAACCUAUGCACAAAAUUAUGCCAAUCAAAGGAUCGGUGAUUGCAAUCUAGUCCACUCUAACGGCCCUUAUGGUGAAAAUAUUGCUAAGGGAAGUGGUUCUUUCACCGGUGCUGCUGCUGUCAACUUGUGGGUGAAUGAGAAGCAAUACUACGACUACGCUAGUAACACUUGUGCUACUGGACAACAAUGUGGGCAUUAUACUCAAGUGGUCUGGCGUAAUUCGAUUCGGGUUGGUUGUGCUAGGGUUCAAUGUACCAAUGGCUGGUGGUUUGUUAUUUGCAGCUAUGAUCCUCGAGGCAAUUACAUUGGUCAACGCCCUUACUAAUUAUUUUUACUAAAGAGUUUUAUAGUCAAACAAGAAAAUUGAUGAAUAAGCUACGUACUUUAUAGAGAUUUUUAUGAUCUCUAUAUUUAUGUAGCAUUUUAUAGCUUCGUUGGACCAAUAAAUUACAAGAAUUUUUUUCUUGUACCUGUUGUUUGAGUCUCUUUGUUUUAUGUAUGACAUAUUUAGUCAUCCUGUUAAAGGAUGAAAGUCACAUCAGAAACUAUUUGAGUUUAUUUUAUAUAUACAUGCAAGAAAUUUUUAACCA
Molecule: messenger RNA, 808 nt
Organism: Capsicum annuum
Lineage: Eukaryota; Viridiplantae; Streptophyta; Magnoliopsida; Solanales; Solanaceae
Product: pathogenesis-related protein 1B
Exons: 1
Coding region: 52-543 (163 amino acids)
Cellular component (GO): extracellular region
Source: RefSeq, a predicted model, not a curated record